Gallus gallus (chicken) is the source of this 2448-nucleotide messenger RNA. It is a transcript of the gene ABCD4, whose product is annotated as ATP binding cassette subfamily D member 4. The coding region runs from base 170 to 1936 and encodes 588 amino acids. The transcript is spliced from 19 exons. Lineage: Eukaryota; Metazoa; Chordata; Aves; Galliformes; Phasianidae. The record is from RefSeq and is a predicted model, not a curated record. Gene Ontology annotation, biological process: peroxisome organization; long-chain fatty acid import into peroxisome; fatty acid beta-oxidation. Gene Ontology annotation, molecular function: ABC-type transporter activity; ATP binding; ATP hydrolysis activity. Gene Ontology annotation, cellular component: peroxisomal membrane.
GCUCUGUGGUGCGGGCGCGGCUGUGGCCGGCAGCGGCCUUCUGCGCCGCGCGGGGAGCUCGUGAAUAUUCAGCGGGUCGCCCCGGCCCCGGCUCGACCUGCUGUUCGUGCGGCGCUUCCUGAGGAUCCAGGCAGUGCUGUUUCCCAAAUGGCCCUCCCAGAACGUGCUGAUGUUCCUGACGCUGCUCGGCGUGGCCGUGCUGGAGCAGCUGGUUAUCUAUCAGGUCGGUGUCAUCCCCAGCCGGUACUACGAGGUGCUGGGGAACAAGGACUUCUCUGGAUUCCAAGUGCUGACCGCCAUCGCGCUGACCAUGAUUGUAGUGAACUCCACGCUAAAAAGCUUCGACCAGUUUAUCUGCAACCUGCUGUACGUGAGCUGGAGGAAAUCUCUCACUGAAUACCUCCACAGCUGCUACUUCCAGGGCCAGGUCUACUACAGCCUGCACAUUCUGCGCGAGGACAUCGACAACCCGGACCAGCGGAUCAGCCAGGAUGUGGAGAGGUUCUGCAGGCAGCUCAGCUCCAUGGCCAGCAAGCUUGUCAUCUCUCCCUUCACACUGGCAUACUACACAUACCAGUGCUUUCACAGCACAGGCUGGCUAGGCCCUGUGAGUAUCUUUGGGUAUUUCGUCAUUGGGACAAUCAUUAACAAGGUACUGAUGAGCCCAAUUGUAUCUAAACUUGUGCAGCAGGAAAAGCUGGAGGGAGAUUUCAGGUUCAAGCACAUGCAGAUUCGUGUCAAUGCAGAGCCAGCUGCUUUCUAUAGGGCCGGGCGAGUGGAGCACAUGCGCACUGACCGCAGGCUGCAGAGCCUGCUGCAGACCCAGAGGGAGCUGAUAGGCAAGGAGCUGUGGCUCUACAUUGGAAUCAACACCUUUGACUACCUGGGCAGCAUCCUGAGUUACGUGAUCAUUGCCAUUCCUAUCUUUUCUGGGGUCUAUGGUGACCUGAGUCCAACAGAACUCAGUGCCUUGGUCAGCAAGAAUGCCUUCGUUUCCAUCUACCUCAUCAGCUGCUUCAGCCAGCUUAUAGACCUCUCCAGCACUGUGACCGAUGUUGCUGGCUACACGCACAGGAUUGGUGAACUGCAGGAGACCUUGCUGAGCCUUGGCAGAAGAGAAAAUGAAAGCUACUCAGAAGCCAAAGCCUGGGACUCAGACAGCAGUGAGUCUGGGGAGGACCCAGAGCCAAGGGACACAGCUUUCCUUCUGGAGCGAGUGACGCUCUCAGUGCCAUCCUCUGGCAAGCUGCUCAUCAAGGACCUGAGCCUCAGGAUCUCUCAAGGAGACAGCAUGAUGAUCAUGGGGAACACUGGCACGGGGAAGACAUCUCUCCUGAGGGUCCUUGGGGGACUCUGGGAGAGCACACAGGGGAAUGUCCGGAUGCUGACCUGCUUUGGCCCCCGUGGAGUGCUGUUCCUGCCACAAAGGCCAUUCUUCACUGACGGCAGCUUGCGUGAACAGGUGAUCUAUCCUCUGAAGGAGAUCUAUCCAGUUUCAGCAAUGGUCUCCACCGAUGUUUCCUGUAUUUACACACUUUCUCCCCUAGGAUCUGCAGAUGAUGAGAGAAUUGUGCAGUUCCUGGAGCUGACAGGGCUGACUGAUCUGUUGGCAAGGGCUGGAGGACUGGACGAACAGGUGGACUGGAACUGGUAUGACGCCCUGUCCCCAGGGGAGAUGCAGAGGCUCUCGUUUGCACGGCUCUUCUACCUUCAGCCAAGAUAUGCGGUGCUAGAUGAAGCCACCAGUGCUCUGACAGAAGAGGUUGAACACGACCUGUACCGUGUGUGCCUUCAGCUGGGCAUGACUCUGAUCAGCGUGGGACACAGGGCCAGCCUGGAGAAGUUCCACAGCUGGAUUUUGAAACUUCAUGGAGAGGGAAAAUGGGAACUCACUCGAUGUGAGAAGAUGAAGAGGCUUCCAUCCUGGGAAGAAUGACAAAAAACAUCCUAAUCUGGCCAGCUGUAGAAACUACACAUACUUGGGAGAGCUCUAAAUAGCACACAUGGAGCUGCAGAACUGUCAGCAAGAGAUUCAGUUGGUUGGUGCAAGACCAAUUGUGGAAUUUGCUGAUGGACACAGGGCUAAGUUUGAACUUAUACCAGGACCAGAUGCAUCCAUCCUAUCCUUCUCCCAGCUUCCUUGUUCCUCUCUGCCACUGACAAGAGAAGGGGUUGGGCUGCUAGGUUGCCAAAAAAAGAGAUGACACUACCUCAUGGCAUUGAGGAUGCAGCAGUGUGAUGCUAGGAUAGAACCUGAUGUUCUUCUGUCUGUGCCUUGCUGAGACCUCUGCCUCCGUGCUACAGAAUUGGCUUCUGAGCCUCUGGCUCCCCAAGCAGCAGGUAAGGGAUGCAUUUUGAUAGGAGAAAAAGACUGGCACAGAAAAUAACAUGGCUCUCAUCUCCUGAAGACGCAUAAUAACAGAUCAAAUAAACAUUUUUGUAUUGAAA